UCCAAUGUUGAUUCCGGUUCACUUUUUACUGUACGUGCAUUUACCUGUGAUUGCGAUUACAAAGAGUGCUUUUGAACAAACUCACGUAAAGGUAUCGGACUGUUGAUUACGAUACGCAUUUCUGUGUUCCCGUCUAGUGAAUUUCGCAGAAUUUGGAAGCCCACACCACAGCCCACAACACCACAACAACAUGGAGGAACGUACCGGAACGGAAAGGAUUUAUGGUGGGUGCGAGGGGCCGGAUGCAAUGUACGUGAAGCUCAUCUCAUCAGAUGGACACGAAUUUAUAGUAAAGCGCGAACACGCACUGACCUCCGGUACAAUUAAAGCCAUGCUGUCCGGUCCGGGACAGUUCGCCGAAAAUGAGGCCAAUGAAGUAAACUUCAGAGAAAUACCCUCGCACGUCCUGGAAAAGGUCUGCAUGUACUUCACCUACAAGGUACGAUACACGAACAGCUCGACGGAAAUACCGGAGUUCCCAAUUGCGCCGGAAAUUGCAUUGGAAUUACUGAUGGCCGCUAACUUUCUCGACUGCUAGGAACUAGUGUUAUGGUUUAGGUUUGGUUUUUUUUAUUGUUUUCUUGUAUAAGCUGGAACAUCGGAAGGAGUGAAUAAAUAUGUACUGAUAACAUUCACAAG
Molecule: messenger RNA, 639 nt
Organism: Anopheles moucheti
Lineage: Eukaryota; Metazoa; Arthropoda; Insecta; Diptera; Culicidae
Product: elongin-C-like
Exons: 3
Coding region: 191-538 (115 amino acids)
Biological process (GO): ubiquitin-dependent protein catabolic process
Cellular component (GO): elongin complex
Molecular function (GO): protein-macromolecule adaptor activity
Source: RefSeq, a predicted model, not a curated record